This is a messenger RNA of Andrographis paniculata, 2382 nucleotides long. RefSeq names its product UDP-glucuronate:xylan alpha-glucuronosyltransferase 2. Gene Ontology annotation, molecular function: glycosyltransferase activity. The transcript has 5 exons. Bases 426 to 2180 code for a protein of 584 amino acids. The record is from RefSeq and is a predicted model, not a curated record. NCBI's taxonomy places the organism in Eukaryota, Viridiplantae, Streptophyta, Magnoliopsida, Lamiales, Acanthaceae. Gene Ontology annotation, biological process: xylan biosynthetic process.
AAUGGAUUUUUCAUAUGCCAAUUGUCAGAUCUUUCUUGAUACAUAUUGUAGAACUGAUUUAAAAUUUAAGAUGGAAGAUUAGUCAACAUGUUAAGAAUACUACAGCAAUAGUUGCUCCAAACUUUUUCUCCCCAAGGCAAGAAUUAGAAAAUUCCCCAAACAAGAAACCUACACUUGUUGCUCAUACAUUGGUUUCUCACCUCUUCAAAAAGCUCUCACCAAACAGCCCUUCAAUAUUGAUUCUCCCAACCGUAUUUUCCCAAUUUUAGGACAGUUCUUGAUCACUACUUAUCACCAGUUUUACUUUUCAUUUUUUUGGUUGAUCUGUUGUUCAUCAAUGUUUAGCUGAUCAUCAUCAUCAUCAUCUCCACAAUCAACAGCAACCCAUAGCCCUAGUUAUAAUUAUUAGCCUUUUUCUUACAACUAUGGUGCUGCUGUUGAGGAAGAUGUUCAAGUCCACUUCAGCCAAAGCCCUGAUCAUCAGAAUCAACCUUGUUUUCUUAGCAUUCUUCUUGAUCCUUUAUGUGAUCCUUUUACUAUGUCCUGCCGCCGCCGAUUACCACCAGCAUGCCGCCACAUUAGUGCGGUGCUCCUUCCGCGAUUGCCAUCAUAAGAUGGAAGCAGUGUUGGAAAUGUCCGAAAAUGGAGUUCAAUCAAAGCCGCGGAGGGAGCUGAUCAAACGGGAGAAUCCGAGCUUCCUUAGCAGCAUCGGGACAGGCAUGAGGAUCGCGAUGGUGAACAUGGAGGAUGAGGAUGUGUCCGAAUGGAACGAGCUAGGACAGAUUUUCCACGUCCAGUUCGAUAGAGUAUCCGAGCUCCUCAAAUGGAAGGAUAUUUUCCCGGAAUGGAUAGACGAGGAAGAAGAGUACUCGGGAUCGUAUUGCCCCGAAGUUCCAAUGCCCAAUUGGGACAUGUUCAAGAAGAACAUCGACGUGAUUGUCGCCAAGCUGCCUUGCAGGGCGCCAGAGGAGGGAUGGAACAGAGAUCUUUUCAGGCUUCAGGUGCAUUUGGUGGCGGCAAACAUGGCGGUGAGGAAAGGGCGGCGUGAUUCGAGAGGGACUAUCAAACUAGUGUUCGUAAGCAAGUGUACGCCAAUGGUCGAGAUUUUCCGGUGCGACGACGUGGUGAAGAAGGAGGGCGAGUGGUGGUACUUCCAGCCGGAAAUGGCGAGGCUGGAGCAGAAGGUAUUGCUCCCCGUCGGGUCAUGUAAUUUGGCCCUGCCUCUGUGGGAUAAAGGAAUCGACAGAGUGUACGAUGUAUCGAAGCUUAAGGCUAAGGCCGAAGCGGAGGUGCCGCGGAGGCGGGAAGCGUACGUGACGGUUCUGCACUCGUCGGAAUCCUAUGUCUGCGGCGCAAUAACGCUGGCGCGGAGCCUGAUCGGGACAGGGACACGGCGGGAGCUGAUUCUGCUGCUGGAUACGUCGAUCUCGGUGGAGAAACGGGCGGCGCUGGCGACGGCGGGAUGGAGCCUCCGGUUCAUCGAACGGAUUCGGAAUCCGAGGGCAGAGAAGGACUCGUACAAUGAGUAUAAUUACAGCAAGUUCCGGCUAUGGCAGCUCACCGACUAUGAAAAGGUGAUCUUCAUCGAUUCCGACGUGGUGGUCCUCCGCAACAUGGACUUGCUCUUCGAGUUCCCGCAGAUGUCGGCGACCGGCAACGACGGCUGGAUCUUCAAUUCGGGAGUUAUGGUGAUCGAGCCGUCGAAUUGCACCUUCCGGAUGUUGAUGCAACGGAGGCACGAGAUCGUCUCGUACAACGGCGGCGACCAGGGGUUUCUGAACGAGGUGUUCGUCUGGUGGCACCGCCUGCCGCGGCGGGUCAAUUUUCUGAAGAAUUUCUGGUCGAAUUCGUCGAUUGAGGAGAGCGUGAAGAAUCAGCUGCUCGGGGCGGAGCCGGCGAAGGUGUAUUCGGUGCACUAUUUGGGGCUGAAGCCAUGGAUGUGUUACAGAGACUAUGACUGUAAUUGGAACGUCGCCGAUCAGCGCGUGUACGCCAGCGAUGAGGCGCACCGGCGGUGGUGGAAGCUGCACGACGGAAUGGAGGAGGAGUUGCAGAAGGUGUGCAGGCUGAGCAAGCGCCGGAAAAUUGAGCUGGCGUGGGAUAGGAAGGUUGCUAGCAAGAUGGGAUUUCAGGAUGGCCAUUGGAGGAUCAACGUUACAGAUGUGAGAAAAUUCAUUUGAUUUUUCGUUAUAUUAUAUAUAUAUGUAUGUAUGUAUGUAUGUGUUUCAUUUUUUGACGGCAGUGAAUUUUUAUAUGUAGAAAUUUUUUGUUAUUAUUUUAGCAAAAAAAAAAUAACAUAUGAUUGGCUGUGGGACAAUUGUUUUUUUAAAAAUAAAAAAUAAAAAAUGAGAGGAAUUAUUUAUGAAAGAAGUGGAAGAACAA